AUCAACAACAAAACAUCUUCAUCAUCUUCAUAAAUCACAACCACCAUCAUCAUCAUCAUCUGUUUUAGGAUUUCUCCCCUUUCUUGUUCUGUUUUCAAUAUCUUUUCUGGGAUCUCUCGAAUCAAAUCUCUGCAAUUUCUUACUUACCCAAAUAGGUUUUUCAACCUUAUCCUCAGUCUGUAAGAAAAUGGGUCUUUCUACUUAUCCAACUCCGGCGGAUGGAGGAGUGUUGUGUGUUGUUUUGGUAAGCACGAUCAUGUCGAUCAAUAUGCUAAAGGGUUUGAUCAACUCUAUGCUCCGAAGGAUGGGAAUGCAAACUGAGUUUUUCGAGGUAAUGGACAAUGUGGGAUUCGGUCCCUGUUUGCUCCUAGCUGAUUGUCAAUCAAAAUCCUUUCUAGAACAGUUCAGGUCCAAGAAUCGAGCUAUUAGGUUUGGGUCGAUUCGCAGUGGAGAUGAUCAUCAACUAGAGUGCUCUGUUUGCUUAAUUGAGUUUGAAAGGAGAGCUAUGAUAAACAAGUUGGGAUGUGGGCAUGUUUUCCAUAAGGCUUGUAUGGAGAAAUGGGUUGAUGGUUACAAUAUAUCUUGUCCUCUUUGUAGGAGCCGGUUCUGAUCACUGAUCAAUGAUUGAAGAGGAAGAAGAUGUGUUUUCAUGGUAAUAGAAGAGUCUAGAAGAGGUUUUAGGUUUGUUUUAAAGGGAAAUUUACAAUAAGUCUGCAGUUUACUUACUUACUUACUUAGUAUGUUUGGUUGUUGUUUUAAUAUGUUGUUGUUUUUGUUGUAAAUAUUUCAUGAGAAAUGUUCCAUCUGUUGUAGGAAGAUGGUGAAAGUUCUACUU
Messenger RNA from Impatiens glandulifera, 835 nucleotides. RefSeq names its product probable E3 ubiquitin-protein ligase XERICO. The transcript has 2 exons. The record is from RefSeq and is a predicted model, not a curated record. The coding region runs from base 188 to 610 and encodes 140 amino acids. Lineage: Eukaryota; Viridiplantae; Streptophyta; Magnoliopsida; Ericales; Balsaminaceae.